Astyanax mexicanus (Mexican tetra) is the source of this 2440-nucleotide messenger RNA. It is a transcript of the gene tesmin, whose product is annotated as testis expressed metallothionein like protein. Lineage: Eukaryota; Metazoa; Chordata; Actinopteri; Characiformes; Acestrorhamphidae. The transcript is spliced from 11 exons. The coding region runs from base 684 to 2150 and encodes 488 amino acids. Gene Ontology annotation, biological process: regulation of DNA-templated transcription. The record is from RefSeq and is a predicted model, not a curated record. Gene Ontology annotation, cellular component: nucleus.
GUAAAUGCGGCUGUAUUGGAACUUAGGGUUAAGUUACCUAAUUACUCUUAGUGUAUUCUCCAGUACAUCGGUGGAGCCGAAUUAAACAGCAUAAAACCGACACACAAUCAUUAAAAAUAACCGAGCUGAUUCUUAAUAAUACAGUAAACAAAACUGCGAUUUAAACGGCACAUUUCAGCAAAAACCCGCACAGUAAAACCCCGGCUCCGUGUAAACUGACUGAACAUGACAGCAACGGUCAACACCAGCUUCAAAUUCGCCUAGCUUAGCUUAGUUUAGCUUAGCGUAGCUUGUUUUAGCUUAGCUUAAUCUAGUUUAGCUUGCAUUCCCUUAGUGUAGCUUAGUUUAGUUUAGCGAAGCGUAUUUUAGCUCAUCUUAUCGUAGCAUAGUUUAGAUUAGCAUGUCUUAGUUUAGAUUAGCGUAUCCUAGUUUAGUUUAGCGUAGUUUCGUUUAAUUUAUCUUAGCUUAGCUUAUCUUAGCGUAGUUUAGCUUAGUUUAGCGUAGCUAGGUUUAGCUUAAUUUAUCUUAGUGUAGGUUAGUUUAGUUUAGCGUAGUUUAUCAUAUAUUAUUUGCAUUUAUUAUUGGCGUGUCUGGGAGCAUCCAGUGGAUUUAGCUAAUUUAGAAGAUAAAAAGCAAAUAAUCUGUAGAGUUUACAGCUUCCUGUGAUAACUGAAGAUUUGCAGAUGAAUAGCUUUGGAGGUCCAGAGUGCAGUUUUCAAGGAGACUUAAACAGAGGGUCUUUUGUUCCUGCGUCUUUAUUCCAUGUUGAAAUCCCAAACGAAGUCUUUUAUUCAGGCUCAGUUCACCACUACAGUGAAGGACCCCCACAUACCACAAAUCCAGACGAGCUCGGUUAUCCCAGACUGGAUAAUGAUUUGGGCAAGUCCAGAAUGUACUGUGACCCAUUGUCCCAGUGCCCCCUUGUUCCGUAUCCUGAUUACCUGCUAUGUCAAGCCGCACCAUAUCACUUUAUGAAUCCACCGGUGGGCCUCUGUAAAAACACGCUGUCCACUUGGACACCUGAAGAAGCUUUUCCUUAUUGGAUGACUUCGGCAGAGAUGCACGAAGGUGUUGCCAGCAUUACCUCAGAGGGAGCAGACGAGCACUGUAAACAGACCUGUUCCAGACAAGAGUCUGUCACUGAGCUUCUGGACAUGGGCCACAAUGUUGUGUGUAACGUAAAUGAUGGUGGACAGAUGAUGGUACUGAAUCACUGCAGCCCAAACCAGAUCAUCCAACCCAUGGUCCAGGACCAAAGUACACCAAAUCCUGACCCCCUUCUGUACACUGCAGAUCACUCACACUCCCCUGAGCGCUGUCUCACACAGGAAACAGCUGAUAGUCCACUACCGAAACAGGUGCAGAGGGGAUUCUCCUCUCCGAUGUAUUUGUCCUCCCUCACCAGCUCUAAUGUCCACCCAUCCUCCAAUUCGAAUUCUUCUACUCCCAGCUACAAUUUCACAUUAGGGACAUACAUCUCUCCGAGCUCCUGCACUGAACUUCCUAAACCAGGAGGGGUGGAGUCCAGUGAGACCCAAAGUGUGCGAGAAAGACUGAAGAAGCCUUGCAACUGCACUAGGUCACAGUGUUUGAAACUAUACUGUGACUGCUUUGCAAGUGGAGAAGUUUGCAGCAACUGUAACUGUACCAACUGCUGUAACAACAUGGAGCACAAGUCAGAGAGAUACAGAGCAAUGAAGAUUUGCUUAAAGAGGAACCCAAAGGCCUUUCAUCCAAAAACCGGAAUCAGAAAGGUUGGGGAUGUGAAAAGUCGUCACACAAAGGGGUGCAACUGCAAACGUUCGGGCUGCCUGAAGAACUACUGCGAGUGUUACGAGGCCAAGAUCAUGUGCUCCUCCACCUGUAAGUGCAUUGGCUGUCGCAAUUAUGAUGGAAGUCCGGUGAGAGAGCUCACUGGAAGGGAAACCCCCAACACCCCUGAGAACAGCUCCGGUCUGCACAAGUGUCCUCUCUCCUGCAUCACGCCUGAUGUUGUGGAAGCCACAUGCGGCUGCCUGCUGGCCCAGGCCGAGGAGGCCGAGCGGGAAAGGCACACGCAGCCUCACGCUGAGCGAAUGAUUUUAGAGGAGUUUGGCCAGUGCCUGACACAAAUUGUGCGUUCGAUGUUUAAAUCCACAGGAGUGCAGUGAAAGAAACAGCAUCUCCCACUGCUACCAUAGGACACAAAAAGUAGUGCUGUGACGUCAUAUCAGCAGAAUCUCAGCCACCUGUAACUUAACUGAAAGAUAGUGAUUGUACUGAUGCAGCUUAUUUAGUUGGUCUGCCGUCAUUUGAGAUUUUUGAAUUGAGUAAACCCACUGUUCUGUUUUCAUCUUUUUAUUUAACCUAUUUUUUCAGUUCAGUUACUAAAACAGCACAUUUUUAUUUAGGUGUAUUUAGUUAGACUUUAAUGUUUUUUUCACAUAAAUACAAUGUAUUG